Molecule: messenger RNA, 1057 nt
Organism: Varroa destructor (honeybee mite)
Lineage: Eukaryota; Metazoa; Arthropoda; Arachnida; Mesostigmata; Varroidae
Product: venom allergen 5-like
Cellular component (GO): extracellular region
Source: RefSeq, a predicted model, not a curated record
CGUUUAUCUGCCGGUGUCGACAAAUUAUUUUCUAGAUUACAGAUUGAAUUUAUCUUUACAACGAAGCUGCAAAUCUAUAUUUUUUUUCUUAAGUUAUUCAUCGGUAGAUAGAGAUUUGGAAAGGAAUAGUAGUUAUGUGGUGGGGAUACGCUGCAUUAAUUACCACACUUGCAGCGGGUACAAUCAUUACGCUGUAUACAACCAGAGGGUUUCAUGGGAACAUCGGCUGUAACGACGCCGUGAGGCGGCGCUGCGAACCCGGAGAGCCAUCGGUAUGCCGCAAGAAAACAUGUCGUGGUACUACGGUCGGUGGAAAAACCUUCAAGAGAGCAAUGCUAGCCAUACAUACGGAGUUACGAAAGAGGCCCUCAGCAAAUGGAUCGUACGGGGGUGACAUGAACUUGCUAACCUGGGACGAUCAAUUGGCGCGUGGAGCCCUUGCUUGGGCCCAUUACCUCUGCAUCGAAGGAAAAGUCGACCACGACGAGAACAAAUGCCGGGUAACCGAGCGCUACGAUUCAGUAGGGCAGAAUGUUGUGGUGAAGUCCGGCAGGGAUUAUAGCAACGAAACACUUGCAGCUAGGGAAGCUGCGAAAAUAUGGUACGAUGAGAUCGACAAAAUGCCGCCGGACGCGAUGUUUCCAUUUAGGUGGACUGUUGAGGCGGGGCAUUAUACAGCACUUGUAUGGUCUCGCUCCUAUAAAAUCGGCUGUGGGCUUGUUAAGAAGCCAGUUCCUAGGUCCGGAUAUAAGGCGUAUGUUGUCUGCAACUAUUCGCCAAGUGGCAACGUAAGAGGCGCUAACUAUAACGUAUUCGAACCAUCGAAAAAGCUCGCUAAUGCUUGUAGGCCCGGAACGAGAAAAGGCAAAUCAGGACUAUGCGAAAUUCGAAAUGAAAUCGAAUAUCGGAAGCACCUCGGCUUGAUAACUGUUCCGCCGCCAAAAACUCAUUCAUAAUUUGCAGUGCAGACGGCCGGAAGCGCUAGUGAUACAUACUGCUUGCGCCAGAAUUUUGCCCAUAUGGCUUAAGAUUAAUAAAAUUCAUACGGUAUGACACA